AUGCGCUCACUCUUGUCCCUGGUUCCGCUGGCUCUCCUUGCCCGCUCUGCGUACGGCAUCUCCUGGUCACUCAUUCUUGGCAAUGACAACACUUGGGUCCAGCAAAAGUAUACCGUGACGGUACCCCCGCCGCCUCCUGCCGGAGUGACUGACGGUCCCUGGUACUUCUGGUGUGGCCUUCAGCCUAGCGGAGGUGGAGUGAUUCAGCCUGUCCUUGGCUGGAAGACGAGCGAGAACAACAUCAUAAACCCGGGUGCGUCGUUCCCCCAUGUUUGGGCAAUGAAUCUUUGGUCGCUUCCCUGGAACUAUGGCCAGGAUGGCGCCCCAACAACCCAAGAAAGUGCCGGGAUCUGGGCAGAUCAAGGAGCACAGAUUGCAUCCACUGUGACGUGGGAGAAUGGCCAGUGGUAUCAGCAGGCGAACGUCCUUAACGGUCAAGCUGCCGGGCAAACCGUGGAGAUGUAUACCCCUGCGAGUUACUUCUUGGGCGACAACGCGUCGGGAGACAACACGCCAAUGACUGUUUGCGAAUCCGAGCUUGAUGGGGGCCAAACUUCUCAGUGGGAUUUCAGUGUCACCUUCACCGACAUCUACUUCGAAGCAGCAAGCUCCGACGGCGUUGAGAGUCUCUGCGCUUCUGCGAUCGACCACUCCGAUGGCAACGGGUAUAUCAGUUUCACUGGAUUCAGCAUGAUCGACAAUAAGACUUGCUACUGGUCAUCGAUUACGCUCUCUCCCCAGUGAAUGCUGCCAAGUUGGAGGUGAUUUAUUAGCUACCAGUGCUUCAAAUACUAAACAGGACCUUCAUAUAC
Messenger RNA from Dacryopinax primogenitus, 812 nucleotides. RefSeq lists its product as uncharacterized. The coding region runs from base 1 to 744 and encodes 247 amino acids. The record is from RefSeq and is a predicted model, not a curated record. The transcript has 4 exons. NCBI's taxonomy places the organism in Eukaryota, Fungi, Basidiomycota, Dacrymycetes, Dacrymycetales, Dacrymycetaceae.